This is a messenger RNA of Solanum stenotomum, 1266 nucleotides long. Its product is annotated as acyl-CoA-binding domain-containing protein 6-like. Lineage: Eukaryota; Viridiplantae; Streptophyta; Magnoliopsida; Solanales; Solanaceae. The coding region runs from base 211 to 1266 and encodes 351 amino acids. The transcript has 13 exons. The record is from RefSeq and is a predicted model, not a curated record. Gene Ontology annotation, molecular function: zinc ion binding; protein binding.
AUUAAAGACACCAAAUAAAAUGGAAAUCGAGACGUUCUCUCAAGAUCUCAUUAGGACGAGUACACCGACGAACCUUGUUAGCUAUUUUCCGUGAAGUUGGUCACAUUGUUCGCCGGAGAUCGGACGAAUUUCUGCCGUCCGAUCUCAGUUCAGUUACAGAUCCGAAUCCCCAUUUCCUACAAGGCUGCUUGAGCUCAAAAUUAAACUGCUAUGGGAUCUGAUGGUCAAAAUUGGUAUUUGGGUUUAACCUAUGACCAAUGGGUUCCUCUGUCUGUCUCUGGUCCGACACCAGCUGCUCGCUACAAGCAUGCAGCUGUCACAGUUGAUGGGAAAUUAUAUAUCAUCGGUGGAAGUCGUAAUGGACGAUACCUGUCUGACAUUCAGGUCUUUGAUCUAAAAAGUUUGACAUGGUCAACCAUAAAGUUGAACUCUGGAGUUCUUCCAGCUACCUCUGGCCACAAUAUGACCUUGUGGGAAAAUAAACUUCUAUUUCUUGCUGGUCACUCAAAGGAUGUUUCUGACACGGUAACAGUGCGGUUCAUUGAUCUUCAAUCAUAUGAAUGUGGUGUUAUAGAGACCUUUGGAAAACUUCCGGUAGCUCGAGGUGGGCAAUCUGUCACCCUUUUUGGAUCUAAACUCAUAAUGUUUGGUGGAGAAGACCAGCAUAGGCGUCUGCUAAAUGAUAUUAGUGUUCUUGAUCUAGAGACAAUGACUUGGAGUACUGUUGAGACCACGCAGACGUCCCCAGCUCCCAGGUUUGAUCAUACAGCUGCACUCCAUGCCAAUCGCUACCUUCUGAUUCUGGGUGGAUGUUCUCAUUCAAUUUUUUUCAACGAUCUUCAUGUCCUUGACUUGGAAACGAUGGAAUGGUCUCAACCACAACUUCAGGGGGAUCUGGUUAGUCCAAGAGCUGGUCAUGCUGGUGUUACUAUAGGUGACAACUGGUAUAUUGUCGGUGGUGGAGAUAACAAAAGCGGUGUGCCAGAAACACUUAUGUUAAAUAUUAAAGGUGGAGAUGUCCACAAGGUUACUGCAAAGGGUAAGACAUGUUCUUGUCGAAAAUGGAGAAACUAUCAUAUAUCAUGCUCACAUGCCAGUAAAUUUUGUGGACACAGUGAAAUCAAGCCAAAGUCAUAUACAUCUGGUGUGCAAGUAAGAAGCCGACUUAAGAAUGAUAUGGAUAUAGCUCCUGCUCGCAUGACUAGAAAAUGUAGUCUUUGCAAGGAAAUGGGUCACACAAAGGCACAAUUCCCUACUCGAUUUUAA